CCAGAGCCCGAGAGCGGAGCCUCGUCCUCCAGCUGCUCGUCCUCCUCCACCCCGGGCGCCGGCGGCGGCAGCAGCACCGGCAACGGCAAGGCUCCGGUCAAGAAGAACCCCAAGGUGGCCAACAUCACCGUCCAGCUGGAGAUGAAGGCGCUGUGGGAUGAGUUCAACCAGCUGGGCACCGAGAUGAUCGUCACCAAGGCUGGAAGGCGGAUGUUUCCCACCUUCCAGGUGAAGAUCUUCGGGAUGGAUCCCAUGGCCGAUUACAUGUUGUUGAUGGAUUUUGUACCGGUGGACGACAAACGUUACCGGUAUGCCUUCCACAGCUCCUCUUGGUUGGUAGCAGGCAAAGCUGACCCGGCCACCCCCGGGAGGGUACACUAUCACCCG
This is a messenger RNA of Staurois parvus, 387 nucleotides long. NCBI's taxonomy places the organism in Eukaryota, Metazoa, Chordata, Amphibia, Anura, Ranidae. The record is from the annotation of a GenBank genome assembly.